Acanthaster planci (crown-of-thorns starfish) is the source of this 4003-nucleotide messenger RNA. It is a transcript of the gene tbc1d13, whose product is annotated as TBC1 domain family member 13. The record is from RefSeq and is a predicted model, not a curated record. NCBI's taxonomy places the organism in Eukaryota, Metazoa, Echinodermata, Asteroidea, Valvatida, Acanthasteridae. Gene Ontology annotation, biological process: intracellular protein transport; activation of GTPase activity. Gene Ontology annotation, molecular function: GTPase activator activity.
CGCACUGGGGACUACUUUUUGUGUAAAUAAAAACUUUUAAGGUCAAAGGUUACACAGGCAAAAUGGCGACCUACAGAGCGAGGGUCUCUGAGUUCAAGGAGCUUUUGAGUAAGCCAAAAAUUGACUUCAAAAUGUUGCAUCAAAUGUGUUCAAAUGGCAUUCCUGACUGUCCUGGGCUAAGGUGUGAUUGUUGGAGGUUGCUUUUGAAUUACUUGCCUGCCAACACGGAGGAGUGGCCCAAGGUUUACCAGUCACAAAGGGAAUUGUAUAAGCAGUUCCUACAGGAGAUGAUCAUACAGCCUGGCAGAAAACACGAAGGAGGCAGCAGAACUGACGUCACAUUUGAAGAUCACCCGCUCAAUCCAAACCCCAACAGCCAGUGGUCGCAGUUCUUCAAAGACAACGAGAUCCUUCUCCAAAUUGACAAAGACACAAGGCGAUUGCAGCCGGACAUCGGGUUCUUCCAGCAAGCCACCGAGUACCCUUGCGAGGAGUUGGUGAACGAGUCAAGCAACAUUGAGACGCUGAGGAAGCGAGUGGAACACACACUGCUCAACUCGGAGGACAUCGCCAGAAACAAGCUGGGAAUUAGCGCCACAGCACCAAAGAAGAAACCUCAGACAUACGAUUUUGGCCAUGAGACGCUCCCCGAGGGACAGGAGGCCCAUUGGGAGGUUGUGGAGAGGAUCCUCUUCACCUAUGCCAAGCUCAACCCUGGACAGAGCUACGUCCAGGGCAUGAAUGAGAUUGUGGGUCCCGUCUACUACGUCUUUGCCUCCGACUCCAAGCAGGAGAACAGGGAGCAUGCUGAGGCCGACACCUUCUUCUGCUUCACCAACCUCAUGUCACAAAUCCGCGACAACUUCAUCAAGUCCCUGGACCACUCGCCAGAUGGCAUCAAUGCCAAGAUGGAGCGGCUGAUGACCAUGCUGGGCCAGUGCGACCCGCAGGUGUACCGGGUCUUUGAGAGAGAAGGGCUCAAGCCUGAGUUCUUUGGCUUCCGCUGGCUGACGCUGCUGCUGUCGCAGGAGUUCCCUCUGCCAGAUGUCAUCAGAUUAUGGGACUCCCUUUUCGCCGAUGACAGGAGGCCCGAGUUUUUGAUCUGUGUGUGCUGUGCCAUGAUUGUAUUACAGAGGGAUGAAAUUUUGAAUGGAGACUUUGCCGUAAUUGUCAAGCUCCUUCAGAACUAUCCGACUAUCGACAUCAAUGUGUUACUCAGGAAAGCUGAGGAGUUACGGAAAUACCUCUAGCAGAGCGUCCACUAUCAUUCCUGCUUCAUCGUGUGUCACAGUACUUCAAGGAUACUUUUAUCCCUGGCACCAUUAUGUUGUCAUGUUGUCUCUACACAGUGCCUCAUCAUUGUAAUCAUUGUAAUGCAAGGAAGUUGUUCAUAAGGAAAUGGGCAUUGGGUUCACCCCAUGGGGGACAACUUUGUCUUCUUUCCAGGUGUGGGCGAUGUGCACGCAGUGCCCCUCAUGCGGUAGAAAUGUGACCGCUGAUGUCAUGCCAAGGCAUUCAGUCCUGCUCGGUAUAAUAUUAUACUGGGUUGUAUUUGAGUGUCCGAUACUCACAACUUGUGUAUUUGCCAAGCGUGUACCAGGCAGAGUGUACGGGUGUGGUAACGUGUUGUUCGUGAGUGGCGAAGCUGAGAUGAGAAUGUCUUUACUAGAGAUCUUGACAAACUUGUGGAGGUGAGAAAUCCGGGCCUUCAGUUCUGAUUACAGGGUGUUGGCAGUCUUCCCAAAGGAAGUUAACUUGAGAAUUGUCACACAACCCCCCCGCCCGCCAUAAAAGACAAAUGGCUAAAAUGCAAACCAUUUCUGCUGGACAGCCUCUGAGGAUGUUCAGUUUCGUGCAUGACAAACUUUGUGAGCACAUUGAUUCUGAAUAUUCCGUUUGCAGAAGGAAAGUUUUGGUGGAUACUACAGAAACCAGUUCUUGCAAUAUGUUGGCUGACAUUCUUGCCAAGUUGGGACUGUCGGGUUUUUUCUUUACAGUUUAGACUCAAUUUUCAUUGAGAGAAUAGAGUCAACUUUCAUUUAACAGCAGUUAGUAUAAAGAAUGUUCAAAAGGCCCCCAUGUGAUCAGAAAUGUAAAACUGAUUAAGAUAGGAAGCAAUUAAAAAGAUCAUAACCAUGUACUCGCCACUUAUCCUUGUAGAACUGCCUUUGAGAACAAUAUAAUUCAUUCAUAAAAUUUAGUUAUUCAGAUAUGUUGCUAUUUUUGCCAUGGAUGAACGAAAUUGUUUUUGAAUAUGUGUGAAUCAUGUAAAACAGUUCCGUGUACAGUAAUUUCACCGAUUUGAAAUAUUUGUGAAACUUUUCAAUUACGUUAGUUUUUCAUUUUCAGGCUUCAUGUGCAUGCUUAUAUAUAUGUUCCUGCUCCUAAGCAAUGAAAAACAGCGUCAGGUUGUCGUAACUUUGCUUUAGCUGUGAUGGUUUUUUGGUGUUGCAAUAUUUUUGUGUUGACAAGCAUUCACGCAUUACCUUCGUCACACGCCCUUUUGCCAGGUAAAUUUGAAUCGUAUUUGCAUAUGUAGGCUUUUUGUAGAGACACGAAACUACUUGAGGACGUGGUUGUUGAUGUCCUCUGCAUUCGAUAUCUCUCACUGAGGGCGUCACCGGGAUUUUCUCUAAAGGGAGGGGCGAAGCACUCAUCAGCGGUUAACUGGCAAUCUAUAGGUUUUAAAUUGGUGAUUUUCAUCUCAUUUUUCUCGCAAUUAUUGUCUUUUUCCCCUUUCCAUUUUUCGUAUUUUUGCGGGGGGAGUGCCCCCACCUUGCCCCUCCCCCCCAUCACAAAGCCCAUGUCUCCAACAAUUUGCUGUUUGCCAUCAUGGAUGUUAGGCCAAGUUUGAAAUGGGAUUGUCAUUCAUGUACAACAGAGCAUAUGAAUUUGACUCAGAUUCAGAAUACCAGCUAUCAUAUUUAACUUUGCAAAUGAAAUGUACAUCAUACCCUAUCAUCCCAAUACCUGGAACUUUUAUUCAAACUUGUACAGUUUAAUAUCGUUGAAAUUGCCAAAUUGAUUGUAAAUUGACAAAACUGCUUAUAAGUAAUAUGUGCAGGACAAAUGGACAAAUGGAUGCUUGUUCCUCUGUGUAUACUGUAAAUUUCUAUACUUCAACAUAUUCAAUAUAUUUCUACACAACUUUGUAGGUACUACAUUAGCUGUUUACAUUGGUAAUAAUUUCCCAAAUGAGAGUUGAGAAGAUACCAAGUAUCAAUGCAUUGUACUUUCCCUGUGACUAGUACUUUGCUGAUUUUAUUUAACAUGUUAAUAAAGCCACAUUUUCUGCCAUGAAAUUUGGCCCAACUGGUAAAUAUGGACCGGUUUUAAGACUGCACAUUUGUGAAGUGUAAGGAUUUUGCUUCUUGCAGAAAAAAAAAGGUCUUCCCGUUUUUUCAUAUCAUGCCCAAACAAUAGCAUAGCCCCAGUUGUUGUGAUAAGCCCAACUGUAGUUUUGACAGUGCUGUAGUUUGGGGUAACAUUCAUGCACAUCACGGCAUAAGUAUAGCAGUCAGCCCACCAAGAUGGAAGCCACAAGUUGGGUGAUGUCACCUGCAAACCCCCUGUUGCAGCGUUCAUUUUUACUGUCCCUCUUAUGAAAAUUCUGACGACUUUGGUAGCACUUCCUUCCACAGUAUCCCAUACCUCUGCUUUGAAAAUUUACAUACAUAGUGUGUGCUGUAAGUUGCCCUUUGAAAACUGUUGAAACUCAUUUGGAGAUGAAACCCAAAGUUUUGCUAUACAGUUGGCCAACUGUUCAACCAGAAAUGAAGACAGCUGAAGACAAGAUUUAAAGAGACUUUACAAAAGAUGUAAAACAUCAUUUUUUUCUGUUUAAUAAAUCAUGCAAGAUGUAUUUUAUUCAUUGCAUCAUUCGCUGUGCUCACUUAAACCAAAUAGCAGAUUGUUUACAUUUUUAACCAAAAAAAUUCUUUUAAAGUUAAAAAGAAUAAAUGAGAUCAAGAUAAAAAAGCUUUAAUCUUACAGAUCCAACGUA